AGCGUCGGGGCUGCGGGGCCAGCGGAGCUCCCUCGCUACAGCGGGAGGAGCCCUGUCCCUGCCGCCCGUGCGUCCCCUCAGGGUGCGGCUGAGGGCCCAAGCCUCCCUUCCUGCUCCGAGGUGGGUCCCACAGCGGAAAAAAGCUGUGAAAAGCCUCACGCAGGAAGUUCACACAAGUACCGGUUUACUUAAUGUCUUUUUGAGGUACGGUGGCAAAAAGAGGUGAGUUUCUCUGAAAAUCGCUGUUAAAAUACACAGCUGUGGGUUGAAGACACUCGGAUCGGCUAAACCAGGAUCGGUGAGGGCUACGUGGGCUUGUGAGGUGGCAGGACUGUUUUACACCUGACUGAGGGGGACUAAGAAGUUCUGCUUUUUAAACUGAUUUUUAGUACAAAGGAAAGCAUCUGUAUGUCAGUUGAACCCUGAAGUGCAAGCUAUCUAUUUAAGUGCCGUGGCAGCAUAGGGAGAGGCACAGCCAGACACGCUGGAGCAGCACUCUUUUACAUCGUGUCCUCUACACUCAGCAGUCAGAAAGCAGAUUGUCUUGACAAUUUUCUCUCAUUUGAGGAUAAUUAUAAUGCAAGGGCUUUUGAUUUUCCAGUCAAUAAAGACACUUGCUUUUCAAGACACUUGUAAAACCUAAAAUCCUUCAUAUUACGUAGAAAAGCAUCAACCUUAGAAAAUGCUCGGUAUUAAAAAGCACUUAUAGCCAUGUUUGUACAGAUCCAUGGAAUUUGGGAUUUGGGACUAAAAAAAAUUUCCACAGCUAUUGACAACUAAAGUAGGAAAAAAACCAAACAACAAACCAACAAAACGAAAAAAAAAAAAACAAACCCCAAAAAAUCCCAACCCCAAACAGAAAUAGGGAACUCACAGCCCUUGAACUUCAAAAGAAAGAUCCUUAACAGAGUUCUGAAUUUCCCGGCGUGAACUUAAUUUUCAGGUCUGCCUCUGCCCUGACUAGUGGAAAACCUACUGAUAUUUCUAGCUGUGUUGGACUGUGUUUAGAAUGAGAGGUUUACUAAAGUAAAUAAAUGAAUGGUUUUUUUAAGAGGGUAGGCUGUGUGCAAAGUGUUUGCCAGUGUAGAAAUGGCAUUACUUACAUGACAGAAUGCAGAGGUGUAAUAGCUAUAAAGAAAGAUAAAUCAGAACCUGGAAGUUAACCAUGACUUUUAAAAAUGGCGUAAGCAUAUGUAUAUUUGUCUUUAAGCGUGGGAUGGCUUGUAGGAUCAUUGUCUAUAGUUUAUCAUUUCUCUAUUUUGAAUAGUAGAAUAUUGGCAUAGCUUUUGGGCAGUGUAGUACUGGACAUGACAAAAUGUGUAAUAAACCUUAUGGAAGCUAAGCUGGCAGACGUCUUAAAAAAUGGAUAAUUUAUCUUAUUUUUCCAGCAGAAUCAGUAUGUUCCUAAUAGCCCUGACAUUUUUUUAGCAUGUUCUUAAAAGCAUCACUGAUGGAUAAUGCUGUGGAAUACCUCAAAACUAAACCAGUUUGACUGCUUGCAUAUCUUUGCAGGUGCAGACUGUUAAAGAGAUACCCAUAAUAGGCCCAUGUAAGUAUGAAAACAUAUUUCUUUUCAAUUUAUUGUGGGGGAAGUUAUGUCACAAAUACAAUAUACUGUUUCAGUAGGAAAAGAUCUCACCAUGGCACCAUCUGGAAGAAAGCAUGGAGGAAAAGCUGGUAAACCAGCACAGGAAGAUCAGACCAUACCUACUUUUGACUUUGAGGAGGAAAGAAAAGAACUGAGUGGAUCAGAGGAAGAUAUUAGAGAAGGUGACACACCAGUAAUGGACAAGCAUGGAAAGAAAAGACCUCUGGGCGCUACUCAUGUGGUUCCAGAUGAUGUGGGGGGUGAAGUACAGAAUAUGUUGGAGAGAUUUGGAGCUGACAUUAACAAGGCUCUCUUAGCUAAGAGGAAACGAUUAGAAAUGUAUACAAAAGCCUCACUCAAAACCAGUAACCAGAAGAUUGAACACGUAUGGAAAAUGCACAGGAGCAAAGUGUCUGUUUAUAGGCAGAAGCUCAAUCAUGAGUUCUCCCAGCAGUUCCUGACUUUAUUUCAGCAAUGGGAUGUAGAUGUGCAAAAGGCAGAGGAGCAGGAAGAAAAACUAGCAAAUAUGCUUCGUCAACAACAAAAAGUCUUUCAACAGGCAAGAAUAGUUCAAAGUCAGAGAUUGAAAACCAUUAAGCAACUCUAUGAGCAAUUCUUAAAGAGCAUGGAAGAGCUGGAGAAGAGCAAUGAAAAUCUUCUGGCUGGUGCCCAAAAUGAACUUCGCAAGGAAAUGGCGAUGUUGCAGAAGAAGAUUAUGAUGGACACUCAACAGCAGGAGAUGGCAACUGUUCGCAAGUCUCUUCAGUCCAUGUUAUUCUGAUGGCUCAGUGGAAGAGCAACUUGUACCUAAGUAACACGAUACAAGUACAGGCAUUAGAAGGAUGUUGAGAUUUUAAAUGUUUCAAGGUUCCUAUUAAACUCUUUCCUGGAUUGUUCUAACCUUGUCUGUUAAUGUUCUAAGAACAUAUCCUAGUAAACUUUUAUUACUGGGGAGCACUGUGGAUGCCAAACUAUUCACUGUCUGUUCUGUUGAUUUUUAAAAAUUUCAUAUUCAUGUCCAAUAGCAUUGGACUGUUACAAUUGUUUCACUUUUUCUAACAUCAAAUUGUAAUAAGGGGAAGAAUUAAUGAAACAUGCAUUACCCAGAUUUUACAUAAUAACUUGAGGCCUUUAGGUACAUUGUGCAAAUAGAAGCAUUUCUAACAAGCUUCAGAUUUUCACAGUUUCAACAUUUAGUCUGCUGAUAUAUUAGCUGUUAUAAAAAUUCACAGGGUAUGACAUAGCUCAGAUAGAAUUGUUUAAUGAUGUGUAUUAUGGUAAAUUAAAGUAAAUUUUGUUAACUCUUUUGUUAGUCUAGACAUUGUACUAUCUUUGUAUUAGUAAGAGAUUUAUAAACUGCUGUAAUUUUUACUGAAAAUGCUGUUUUUUGGUUUUUUAUGAGCUUAAUGCAUCAGCUCAAGUAAUGAUAAUUAAACAUUAUGCAUUUUGGGGUCUACUUUUUGUAGAACCACUGCUACAAGAAAUCUACCUCAUUUAUUUAGUACAGGCUAUUACAAAUAUUACUUUUUGCAAUUCCAAAUGACUAGCAAUUUAGGGAGGCCUGAGUUUUAAGGGUAAGGCAUUUGCCUUUCAUGUACCAUGCAGUUUGUUUUUACAGAAAACCAUUAUACCUGAAUAUCUACUUUUAAAAAUUAAGUAGUUGUCAACGUAUUUAAUACUUUGAUUUAAUACACAGUAGAUAAAACAAACCAUCCACACACCCACACACACAAAAUGCGAUGUUUUCACAACAUUGUGUUUCAAAACCAUAUUUUUCUUCUUCAUCACCAGAUUAGUGAUGGCUAACUUGCAGUAACUUCAGCUAUUUGAUUGAAAUGAGUAUGGAACUUCUUGUUCUGCCUCUGCUAGGAUUCAGGACAGGAGCAACGUGGAAGUUCCACUGCUACACUGAUGCAUGAGGCGAUACGGGCUUCUCAUGGGUAACCAGUAACAAUGCUGAUUUGUAAUUACUCAGUCUUGGCCCUCUAAGGACAAUUACAGGAGGCUAUAAAAUAGGUGACAGGUUCUGCUUCAGAUCUUCGAGGUAAUUUGUUAGCAAUAUCUCCUGGUUCUGGUUUUGUUUAUUAGUCUUGAGUCAUGGUUCUGGUUUUCUGAGUGCUUUUUGCAUUAGUUUUCUAUUAUCCACAUACCUCAAUCAUAUCCUCAAAACUACUUAUACCUACUAUGCCAGGACACAGUUUUGACCAUUGUGGAGAACUCACUCAUUUCACUCUAAAGACAUGUCUGUGUCUUUUUAUCAGGAGGUUAAUUUUCUUACAGUAUUCAGCCAAAGUAAAAUGGUCAUUAACAUCUUCUUUUCUAUUUGACCAUGGCCUGGGUUCAGGCUAAAUUCACGUGUAGAUGCUGUGUCAUUUCCAUCCUCUAACAGGAAUAGUAGGAUUUAUUCUGUAUUGGUAUUAGUCACUUUGAGUUGUCAUCCUGUGGCAGUAACUGUUACAGUUAUCCCUCAAAAAGAUCAUUAUACUCUUCUUAGGCAUGAGGGAAGUGGACACUGUUUUAUCCCCUCCAGAACCAGCAGGCAAUACACCACUUUAAAAAUUCCUUGAAUGCCUCAGGAAGUAUUUUUGAAUGAAUAAGCAGUUGGGAAGUUCCAGUGGUAGUAUUUUUAAAAUAAACCAUGGCAUUCUUGAUUGGACGGUUCAGGAAGGACUUCAUUAACUCAGAACUCAGGUACUAUCAGCAGCUGGAAGGAGUCAUGCACACUUACAUUCAACAGCUUUUUGCAUAAACCACAUUCAAAUAGUACCUCUUGAAAGGAGCUUAAGCUUACAGGGUUUGUGUGCAAGUGAUCAUUUUUUCAUACAGAUGACAAGCUACUUUAAUUCAGCUUUUCUAUAAUGGCAACAGCCCUCUUGUUAGGUGUAUUAUGUUACCCAGUGAGUCUGUUCUUAAAGGAAGAGAGAGGCUGAUAUUGGCUCUGAGUUCCUGUUUUGGAGUGUUUUACAUUAUGGCCCAGUUUUGUGCUCUUUUGUUUGGAUAAAGUACAGUGGGAGCUAUGAGAUAAUAGGAUCAGUUGUAAGGUAAAUGAACACAGCGAUAGCAAAAGCACCACAGACGGAAAUACAGAAUGGUGGUGGGCUGCAGUGCUGGAGCCACAGGCAUUGAAGUUUAACAAGUAACUUUGUCCUUCACUUGCAUAGGCUUACAGAUACAAAAGUUAGAGUCCUCUCCUUACAUAGCUACCUGUAGUCUAGAUAAGGAUGAAGCACAAUGAGACUAAUCUUACUAUGACCACAAAAAUAGAAACUGGCCUUGAAAAAAAGUGCAAGUUAAAAUUUUAUGUGGUAGCAGUAGGUUAUGAACUUAGAUACUGGAGAAUUGCUUGAAUUCUAAAGGCACUCAUAACAGUACUUUAAAGUAGAAAAAAUUUUUUGA
This is a messenger RNA of Catharus ustulatus (Swainson's thrush), 4984 nucleotides long. It is a transcript of the gene SYCP3, whose product is annotated as synaptonemal complex protein 3. Gene Ontology annotation, biological process: meiotic cell cycle; spermatid development. NCBI's taxonomy places the organism in Eukaryota, Metazoa, Chordata, Aves, Passeriformes, Turdidae. The transcript has 8 exons. Gene Ontology annotation, cellular component: synaptonemal complex. Bases 1596 to 2369 code for a protein of 257 amino acids. The record is from RefSeq and is a predicted model, not a curated record.